UGGAUUUUGUUGCUCGGAAAGAAUCAAAAUGGUUCUUUUAAAUGCUCAAAUGAAGGCUGCAACUGUACGAGAAAGUUGCAAGAGUACAUGCAGGAGCACGAAGCAUCACGUCCGUUUGAAAGAAUCAAAUGCUUGAAGUUGUGAUGCGAGGCGACCUGUCUCACCACUUUGGGAAGGAAUGCCCCAUGAGAGUCAUCCAUUGCAGAUAUUUAAAAAAAAAAAAAAACUGCCUUACAAGGAAUUGAAGAUGGAGAAGCAUUUAAAUCCCGACACUGGAGACUCCAUUAAGAGGAAAGCUAAAUGUGUUUUUCAUCCACUCGGUUGCAACGCAAAGUACCAUGGAGGAUAACGAGAAGAAAACUGACGCUCAUGGGUCCGUGGAUGCCGCUGCAUUGCAGAAGGAGAUCACUAAACUGCGUGAAGAGAAUAAAAAACUGAAGGCAGACUUAGUGAAAACCAAGCCGGAGGGAGAAUGGAAGAACCUAGAGAAGCAGAACGCCUACCUGAAAGAGAUCAUCGAGAGGCAGAGGAAGCAGCUUCUUUUCCAGGAUCAGAUGCUGACGUCGAGCAGCAUCAUUUUCGCUGAGCAGGAACGACGCAUUCAAGCCCUAGAGGAUGCCUCAUAUGAUAGCUCUCAGCUGUGGCGUAUAAGCGAGUACAAUCGCCGUCGUCAGGAUGCUGUCUCCGGCAAGACCACAUCCUUCCACUGCCCGGUGUUCUACACCAGCCGACAUGGCUACAAGAUGUCGGCGAGGGUGUACCUGAACGGCGACGGUAUGGGGAAGCACACCCACAUGUCGCUGUUCUUCAUGAUCAUGCGAGGGUGCCAUGACGCUCUCCUGCCGUGGCCCUUCCAGCAGAAGGUCACCUUCAUGCUCCUGGAUCAGAACAAGCGGGAUCACAUCGUGAAUGCCUUCCGUCCGGAUCCUACCAGCAACUCCUUCAAGAAGCCAAGCAGCGACAUGAACAUCGCCUCCGGUUGCCCACUCUUUGUGACCCAGGAGCUGCUGAUGGCCAGCGACAGCUACGUCAAGGACGACACAAUGUUCAUCAAGUUGGUCGUCGAUACAACCGGUCUCGAAAAGCUGUAAGAUCAGACUGAUUGGAGACAUGAUGAUUCUGGGACAGUCCACAAGGACUACAUCUAUGCAUUGGUCAGCAUUUUGUACAGCAUUUUGAAUUGUUCAGCAAAUGUUUUGGAUUAAGAGUUGCAGUUCAUGAAAUUGUGUUGAACCACAUCGAGGUAUGUUGUCUCCUUGUUGUUUAAUAUCUAAAUCGAAAAGAAAUACUCUCUCGGAUAUUUAGUGGAUGAUCAAAUAUUCAAAUAUGGUGCAGCCCAAUAUUGAAGAUUGCAAAUAGUGCUUCCUUCAUGAACCCUAACCUUCCCAAAUCCACCACCC
Patiria miniata (bat star) is the source of this 1400-nucleotide messenger RNA. RefSeq names its product TNF receptor-associated factor 3-like. Bases 339 to 1091 code for a protein of 250 amino acids. Gene Ontology annotation, molecular function: protein binding. The transcript has 5 exons. Gene Ontology annotation, cellular component: plasma membrane signaling receptor complex. Gene Ontology annotation, biological process: protein K63-linked ubiquitination; positive regulation of JNK cascade; regulation of canonical NF-kappaB signal transduction. NCBI's taxonomy places the organism in Eukaryota, Metazoa, Echinodermata, Asteroidea, Valvatida, Asterinidae. The record is from RefSeq and is a predicted model, not a curated record.